This is a messenger RNA of Epinephelus fuscoguttatus (brown-marbled grouper), 2242 nucleotides long. RefSeq names its product zgc:103586. Lineage: Eukaryota; Metazoa; Chordata; Actinopteri; Perciformes; Serranidae. The transcript has 5 exons. Gene Ontology annotation, molecular function: zinc ion binding; cytidine deaminase activity. The record is from RefSeq and is a predicted model, not a curated record. Gene Ontology annotation, cellular component: cytosol. The coding region runs from base 461 to 985 and encodes 174 amino acids.
AUUCUUUUAUGAUUGCAUAAAAAUGUAUUUAAUAUAUAAGUUACCUAACUUGUGUUAGGUAUUUAAGCUCAAGUCGAGAAGUUUAAUAAGGUGUAUUUCUGUCGAGAAUUUAUCUUCUGAACAUCUGCAUGCAUCUCAGGGGUUAUUCGCAUGUGUUUGAGUUGAAAUGAGCUGUUAAAUUACUGCAUUUAAUUACAAAGAGUUGUGUAAAGCUGUUUGGUUGGAGAAACAUGGGGGUGUUAAGUUUAUUUAACUUUGUUGUACACACAAUGACAAUAAAGGCUGUUCUAUUCUAUUUUACUAUCAGCAGAAGCCGUCACUGUAGUUUCACUUUUGGAUUGACUAUAAAAACAAUGUCGGGGAAUAAUGAUGACAACAUAUUCAAUAUCUGCAGUCUGAUCAAUGGGACAUUACAUAACGUGGAUUCUCACUAUCUACAGAUCAGCCAGUGACAAUAACUAUGGGUGUCUUCUGGAGCAUUCAAGUGGACCCCCCACCACCCAGACCCCCAAGACUAUCAGUUGGAGUCACAGUAACACAGGCUGUCAUUAUUCUGGUACGAGUCACCUUUGGUGCUGUGUAUUUCAAGGACUGCCCUCAGCAACCUAACAUUCCCAGCUACCUGUUAGGGCUGGCUUUUGCACAGCUGCUGAUGAUCCCAUAUGUGUCCCUCCCGUGUGAGAGCCACACAGCUCAGCAGCCCAAAGGUUUCAAAGCCUGUCUCGGGGGUUUAUUAGCCCUGUUUAUCUUCAUAUGGAUCCUGGCAGGUGACGUGUGGGUCUUCUCAGUUUAUCAGCCCAACUAUGAUCCUGCAGCUGCUGACGGUGUUUACUGUGAUAAGACUCUGUACACAUUCGCUUUCUGGAACGCAGUCUGGGAGACUUUUGCGAUUUUUGUCCUCCUGGCCCGUCUCUGCAAAGGACUGGUGUGCUGUGUGACCAUGAGUCCUGCACCAGUAAACAGAAACCUUUAUGGGAAUGUAUGAAGCAUAGACGGACGGAUGAAAGGUUGAUGUAAAUAUCUCUCUGUGUAAAUACAACCAAAAUUAUUGCAUUCCUCACACUGAAUGGUACGGAAGCACAAUGCAUUCACUGAAUAAAUGAAAAAAAUCGACACAUUAUCUCAUAAUUAUAAGAUCUUAUCUCGUAAUUAUGAGAUAAGAUCUCGCAAUUACAAGGUACAAGAACAAGAAAAUGAUUGAUAUUUGUGCUUUAAAAAAAUGACAAUUAUCAAAUUCGCUACUGAUUAUUCUUCCAUCGAUCAAAGAAUCAGUUAGCUCCUGAUUUUUUGUCCUUCUAAAGUUGGUUAUGGUUCUUUGUCUUAUGUGUUAAUUGUUUUAUUUUUUUAUUUACUUUUUUUUUUUUUAAAGUUUAGGUUUUUUUUUAUAUAUAUAUACAUAGAUAAGACAAGAUAAAUUAAGACUUAAUUAAUCCCACAAAGGGGAAAUUGGCACAAUGCAGCGGGUCAAGUGUCAGAAGAAAAAAUUGAGUCCUAAAUAAGGGCAUUUUAAUUUUUUAUUUUAUUUUCCUUGUUUUCAACAACAUCACCACUGUAAAAUAUCCACAGUGGAAUACCAAAAUACAAAUAUUUGUAUGUUGUCCAUUUUUAUACCCCCGUCCCCCACCCCCACUGGUAAUAAUAAAAAAAAGGUUGUAUAAGACUAAAAUGAAAACUACAAUGGCAGCAUACAUGGGCCGAUACAUUUCAGACAUACAUAAGCAGACAGACGCAUAAGUCAAAAUGUAAGUGCACACACACAAUCAUACACAUAUAGUUAUACAUCAGUCACAGUUGUCCAAGUAAGAAUCAAUUAUGAAACGUCACACAGUUUUUGUGUUUUCAUAUACGUCAGAGAUGGUCGCCACGUGCUGUAAAAUUUACCUGUAGAGCCACCCAGUGUACACCUUAUUUUCUUCACUGUAGAAAAUGACAUGUAUCCCGAUAAAUAGAUAUAUAAAUGACAUAGCAUAACGUAAAACUUCAAUUAAAAGCUCAGUCCCAAUUAAACAUCCAGUCCCUUUACUAGCGCAGUGUCACCACACAUUUUAACAAAUAAAGGCCUGUCUCCAUUAGAGGCCUGGUCCAGUUGACGAACAGUUCUCUCCCUUCAUAUUCCUCUAGUCCGUAAGGGUCCUCAGAUCAAAAGAAUCAAAAAGUUUUUCAUGAAAAUUUAUCCAAGUUGCGAGGAUUGUUUUAACAGGAUAAAGUGGUGUGUCGGUAUGCUGGAUGCCGUAAUCCCUGA